This is a messenger RNA of Arachis stenosperma, 627 nucleotides long. RefSeq lists its product as uncharacterized. The coding region runs from base 1 to 627 and encodes 208 amino acids. NCBI's taxonomy places the organism in Eukaryota, Viridiplantae, Streptophyta, Magnoliopsida, Fabales, Fabaceae. The record is from RefSeq and is a predicted model, not a curated record. The transcript has 6 exons.
AUGGCCAAUAUUUUAUUAUUCUUUUUCUUUUGCUUAGCAGCCAAUGAUUACAGGGUUGAUGGUACUACGUUACCCAUAUCUACAACAGAAGAAGACGAAAUAAAGAGACAUCUGAACCUCAUCAACAAGCCUCCCAUUAGGAGCUUCCAAACGGAACAAGGUUAUAUUGUUGAUUGUAUUGAUAUCCACAAGCAACCAGCUUUUGACCAUCCUUUCUUGAAAAAUCAUAAGCUUCAGCUUGUAGCAAUGAUAAUGGACAAUAGAGAGGAUGGGUAUAUGGGAGUUAAUGGCCACAUCAAUGUUUAUCAACCAAAAGUAAGGAAGUAUCAAAUGAGUAUUGCUCAAAUUGCGGUUCAGAAUGGUGAAUCUGAUGGAAUUAACACAAUCCUUUUUGGGUGGCAGGUGUCCCCACAAAUUUAUCACAACAAAUUAACACACGUUUUUGUUCUAUGGACGUCGGAUUCAUUCAGGACAACAGGAUGUUACAAUAUGAUGUGUCCAGGUUUUAUACAGAUUGAUCCUCAUUUCACUAUUGGCCUCCCUAUUAUUAAUCUCUCUACUUAUGAAGGCCCACAAUUCGAAAUUUCUUUGUCGAUUUCACAGCUAAAAUCUUAUUAUCCUCAAUAA